CCUUUUGUUAGUGUAGUACUUACAAUUUAACUUUGCCUUCUCAAACUAUCAAGGGAUCGGACAAAAAGUUUAAUAUAAAGCAAAACUUAAGAUAUCUUGAAACUUGGAGAUUUUGGCUAGCAUAACACCUACAGUUGAACUCAUGUAAUUCGAACUCCUAUAAUUCGAAAACUCACUUAAUUCGAACAGAUUCUGUGGUCCCCUCAGAAUUUACCUUGAAAACCUUACAAGAAAACUCCUAUAAUUCGAACCCAUGUAAUUCGAAAAAUCAUGUAAAUCGAACAGAUUUUCCGGUCCCAUCAAGAAAUUUUAAUCAUGUAAUUCGAAUUUUCGAAUUUUUUGAGUUUUUGAAGCUUACCAACUCGAUAAUUUGCAAUCGAAUGUUUUUUUUUUACAUUCGAUUUGAGCUCGUCCACUGCUUUUGGCUUCCAUUUCUUAUCAAGACAAGAUGGGGAAAAGAAAGCAUAAAGAACUCACUUUAAAAACAAAAUAUGAAGCUUUCCGUGACUUGGAGGAUGGUAUGUCCAAUAAAGACGCAUCCAUCAAGUACUCCGUUCCAAGCAGCACCUUGUCAACAUGGAAGAACAAUAAAGAGAAGAUAUUCCUUGCUUUCAAAAACUCGUCACUAAAACGCCAGAGAGUUAAGACUGACAAGUACGAAAAAUUGAAUGAAUCGUUGUUGACUUGGUUUACCUCAAUGCGUGGUAACAACAUCCCAAUUAAUGGACCAAUUUUAAUCGGGAAAGCUCGUGAAUUUGCCACAGCAUUCAACUAUGAAGAUUUUUCAGCAUCGAACGGAUGGUUGAGAGGCUGGAAGGAGAGAUAUGGAAUCACAUUCAAAGAAGUAUCUGGGGAGUCUGCAAAAGUAACAAGUGAGAUGACAGCACCUUGGGAAGAAACUACCCUACCAACUAUAUUGGCCAGAUAUGAAUUAAAAGACAUCUUCAAUGCCGAUGAUCGUGGAUAUGUAUAAAAAUCCGGAAGUAGAAGUCAUCGAUGACGGCUCUUCAGACGACGAAAGUGCAGAGUGUCCUGAUGAUGAACCAAUUCCACCCCCAUCGCAAAAUGAGAUUGACGACGCAAUCGAGACUCUCAAAAAGAUGACUCUUUUCGAAUCAUCGAACGUCAUCCCAUUGAUUCAGAAGAUCUCCGAAGAGAUUUCCAAGAAACGAGAGCAGAAAAUGAAACAAUCAACAAUCAAAGACUUUUUCGAAAAAUUAUGAAUUUAGUAUUUCAUUAUUCUAACUCGAAAAUACAAAAAUUAGUUCGAAAGUAAACCUGGGAAAGACUUUUUUCAUCGAAUUAGGUCAAAAAUAUGAAAACUCAUCUAGUUCAAAACUCAUGUAAUUCGAACAAAAUUCUCGGUCCCUUGAGAAUUCGAAUUACAUGAGUUCAACUGUAUAUAUAUAAAAUGGUUACUUCUCUUCGUGUAAAAUAAAUGCUCACGCUAACUUUGAUUGAUCAGAAAUUAAGAAAAGAAAUGUUCGAAUGUACUAAUCAUUACAACCAAGGCAAGAAUAUCUAAAUUACCAAAGCGGGGUUGUUUGUUACCAGUACCUCUUUUAGAGCUGAGAAAACUUUAAUGUUGAAUUAUUGGGAACGUCUUAAUGAGC
Hydractinia symbiolongicarpus is the source of this 1613-nucleotide messenger RNA. RefSeq names its product tigger transposable element-derived protein 4-like. Gene Ontology annotation, cellular component: nucleus. The transcript is spliced from 2 exons. Bases 449 to 973 code for a protein of 174 amino acids. NCBI's taxonomy places the organism in Eukaryota, Metazoa, Cnidaria, Hydrozoa, Anthoathecata, Hydractiniidae. The record is from RefSeq and is a predicted model, not a curated record. Gene Ontology annotation, molecular function: DNA binding.